AAUUUUAUGUGGAACGUAGCAGCAUCACACCACCCACGCAACAGAAAACAGAGAGGCGCGCACUGCUGUCACUGGGACGCUAGUGACCCAUGCCAUGAGGCCUGGAGCCGAGUACCCCAUGGCCCACGGCCCCGCGGCGGCGGCGCCGCGCUCGACGUGGCAGACGCCGGUGCCGUACCUCUUCGGCGGGCUCGCGACGAUGCUGGCCCUCAUCGCGCUCUCGCUCCUCACCCUGGCCUGCUCCUACUGGAAGCUCUCCGGCGGCCUCGCCGGCCCGGACGAGGACCAACCCGCGGGCCCCGACGGCGAGAAGGGCUCGGCCGCCGGGCCCGCGAGGGAGUGGCUGGGGCACGUGGUGGUCAUCAUGGCCGGCGACGAGCAGCCGAGUUUCCUGGCCACGCCGGCGUCGAUGACGAGCCGCGCCGCGGACGGCGGCGCCGAGACGGCGGCCGGCGCCACGGCGUGCUGCGCCGCGUGCAGGUCAGAGGAGAGGAAGAUAGCGGAUGCGCGCGAGGCCGGCGCGCGGCCAGCCGGCUCCGAAGACGACGCGCAGAGGCAGAGCCCGAGUGAGCUGGCUAGCAGUAGCACUAGUAGCUCUGUAAUUAGCAGCUAGCGAGAUGGUGCAAUUUACAUGGAAGGUCUUUUUUUUUCUAUGGAUUUCUUUCUGUAGUUUUCUUCUGCGGGGAUCUUGUGCUGUACAAUUCAGUAGCUCUAAAUUUUACACUGUGGCGAUUAUUCAAGAUACGUCGUUUAGACAUUUUGAUCG
Triticum aestivum (bread wheat) is the source of this 766-nucleotide messenger RNA. Its product is annotated as protein GLUTAMINE DUMPER 2-like. The record is from RefSeq and is a predicted model, not a curated record. Gene Ontology annotation, biological process: regulation of amino acid export. Bases 95 to 613 code for a protein of 172 amino acids. Lineage: Eukaryota; Viridiplantae; Streptophyta; Magnoliopsida; Poales; Poaceae. The transcript has a single exon.